GUGUUAUUACUACAAUAGCCUGGUAGUUUGGGAACGAUCCAUUGGCGCUGCGCGCGUUCUCUUUCGGAGGGGAGAUUGAAGGGAGAAGGGGAAGGUGGUGGUGGUGGUUUCCCUUCGUCUUCGCUGCUGUGGGGAAGAUGGCGGCUGAGGAAGCGGCUCCGCUGCUGUUGCCGGCGCCCCCCGAAGAGGGGGGACCUUUGGAAGACGGCGAGGAGGUAGAAACUGAGGAGCUCAGUAAGGAAGGUAGCAUGGAUGUCUCCAGUAAAAUGGAAAUCCCCAAGCCAGAUGUGGAAAUAACUAAGGAAGAAAUGAAGCAAGACUCUAUAAAAGAGCCUAACAGUAUCCUAUUGGAUGCAUCAUCUGAAUCUCCAAGAGAGAAACAUAUUUCAAUCCAGAGGACACUUGCUGAUUUAGUGAAACUGGCUGACCUGAAGGAAGGUUCCCUAAUUUCAGCUGUUCCCCAGAAUGCAGACCAUCAAGUGGCAGCUGCCAAGAAGUCUUGUCCGCUCUGUCCUGAAGAGAAGUUCAAAGCUUGUUAUGGUCAUAAGCUCCAUCGCCACCUUCAGAAUCUCCACUGGAAAGUGUCUGUUGAAUUUGAAGGCUGCAGAAUGUGCAUAUGUCAUUUACCUUGUCGCCCUGUCAAACCAAAUGUUGCUGAAGACCAGAUCUUAAAGAUGGGAGCCCAUUAUCACUGCAUUAUUUGUUCAGCAACCAUUAACCGAAGGACUGAUAUGAUAGGGCAUAUUAAACGCCAUGUUAAUAAAGGAGAAACUGAAUCAAGGUUUAUUCCAGCCCCUGCUCCUAAAUCUACAUAUGAAAUACUGAAAGAAGCAGACACAGAUGUACAAGUCCUUCCUAACUAUUCAACACCACAGAAAACGGAUUCGUACUUUAAUCCCAAAAUGAAACUUAACAGGCAACUUAUAGUCUGUGCUUUAGCUGUCCUAGCUGAGGAACGGAAACCUUUGAAGUGUCUGGAUGCAUUUGGAGCCACUGGUAUAAUGGGAUUACAGUGGGCAAAGCAUCUUGGAAAUUCUGUGAAAGUCACAAUUAAUGAUUACAAUCAAAAUUCUGUGACAAUGAUACAGGAGAACUGUUAUUUAAAUAAGAUGAAAGUGGUAAUGAACAUCAAGGAGGAGGAGGACUGUGAUGAAACAAUGGAAGAAGGAGACGCAAACUUGCCUGCUAUUGAGGUGACAAAAAUGGAUGCCAAUGUCAUCAUGCAUUUGAGAGCAUUUGAUUUUAUACAUCUGGACCCAUUUGGAUCAUCAGUGAACUAUCUAGAUGCAGCUUUCAGAAAUGUAAGAAACCUUGGAAUUGUAUCAGUGACGUCAACGGAUAUCAGUUCUCUUUAUUCAAAGGCCCAACAUGUAGCCCAACGUCACUAUGGUUGCAAUAUUGUCAGGACAGAGUACUACAAGGAAAUGGCUGCUAGGAUGGUAGUUGCUGCAGUGGCAAGAGCUGCUGCUCGAUGCAACAAAGGCAUUGAAGUUUUGCUCGCGGUGGCUCUUGAACAUUUUGUCCUAGUGCAGGUGAGAGUAUUGAGAGGACCCUCUCUUGCAGAUGAUACUGUCAAGAAAAUUCGAUACCUAAUCCACUGCCAGUGGUGUGAAGAGAGGGUGUUCAAGAGAGAGGGCAACAUGAUAGAAGAGAAUCCUUAUCGCCAGCUCCCAUGUGACUGCUAUAGCCGUAUGACGGGCAAGACAGCAAUUGAACUUGGUCCUCUGUGGUCAGGAUCCCUCUUCAACACUGGAUUUCUCAGAAGAAUGUUGUUUGAAGCAGUUCAGUAUGGUUUAGAAGACAUCCAGACACUUCUAAAAACACUAAUCUGUGAAGCAGAGUGCACAACACUCAAGCAGUUUUCAAUUCAUGGCCCUAGCAGCCAGAACAAACAAGAAGAGUGUGGUGUGUUUAUUAAGACACCUGAUCCUGCAGCUGAUUACUACGUUGUACAUGGGAAAGGAAAAAGAAAUGAAAUUAGCCAAAAUGGAGCAAAGCGCCAAAAGCUGGAGAGUAAUGCUGAACUUCCUGCUUUUUAUUACAAUAUCCAUAGACACAGCAUUAAGGGAAUGAACAUGCCAAAGUUAAAUAAGUUCUUGCACUAUCUCUCUCAAGCUGGCUAUCGAGUAAGCCGAACACAUUUUGACCCCAUGGGCGUUCGCACCAAUGCUCCCCUGGUGCAGUUUAAAUCUAUUCUUGUGAAGUACAGCACACCUACAUAUAUGGGAGGGCAAGCUGAAGGCUCUCUGCAAACCUCUGAGGAUUCGCAGACAGGAGCUGAAGGUGACUUUGCAGAAGAAAGCAUGUAAAGUGACAUUUCUGGCAAAACGUAUUUUUUAUUGAAGAUCUGUAUUGAGACGUAUAACUGAGCCAAGUCUCUCAGAAUAUAGAAUUUUAUGUGUGACUGCUCAAUGUUUCAGGACAUUUUUAGAAAAAAAAAUUGAACAGUCACGUAUGUUCCAGUUAGUAUCACAAUUCAACUGCAAGUUAAUUUCAUCCAAUGCUUCCUUUUAGGCUAUUGAAUUUUGCAACUACCCUGACUUUCCCCACUCUUGUGAUUCCUUGUUCAGAUGUAUAAUAUUGCUUAAGAGGAUAAUACGGUGGGGAGGUUGGGGGACACCAAGUGUGUUUAAGACUGGUAGCACCUACCAAUAAAGUGUUCUCUCUUUUGCUGAA
Elgaria multicarinata webbii is the source of this 2676-nucleotide messenger RNA. RefSeq names its product tRNA methyltransferase 1 like (gene TRMT1L). The record is from RefSeq and is a predicted model, not a curated record. The coding region runs from base 138 to 2309 and encodes 723 amino acids. The transcript is spliced from 16 exons. NCBI's taxonomy places the organism in Eukaryota, Metazoa, Chordata, Lepidosauria, Squamata, Anguidae. Gene Ontology annotation, molecular function: tRNA (guanine(10)-N2)-methyltransferase activity; RNA binding. Gene Ontology annotation, cellular component: nucleus. Gene Ontology annotation, biological process: tRNA N2-guanine methylation.